AGCCGUCCGUCCAAAACGCACACUCUGCUAAAUGUCAACGGAGCGCUAACACUGAAACCUGUAAAACAUGCGCUUGCUACGUCAUCCGUGUGCCCCCCGGCAGUCUAGAACAGAGCCCAGCUGUUCUGCUUCUAAGAUACCAGGGCCGUAGCACCUUUCAACAGGCACAACAAAUUAGGUACACGUUACCCACGCCGCUUUCUCUCCCGUCGCUCCUUGCGUUAAAAAGGGUAUAGCUGUUUGUGUUUGGUAUCCUUUCGUGGACACCCCCAGGCUGACGUGAAACACGCCCUAACACACCCCGGGAUUUCACCAUUGGAAAUCAUUCGUGACUGUCUUGCAAAGAGCUUCUUCAUUCCCACUGGUUGGAAUUGUUGUCAAUCGUCAAUAUUUCCGCUCUGUGAUUCAGAGAAGCCACCCAUUUCUAGGACCCUCCAGCGCCAGGCAGCUGUGGUCUGUACUAUCACCGAGACAACGCGACUGUCAAGUGGGGGGAACUAAACUAGUACACAGAGGAGCUAUAUACUAAAGCACAUUUCCUGGCAUUUGGCAAAUGGUCAGCGAUCUGUAUAGUUCAAUGAGAGUGAACACGGCUUUUGUCGUAUUUGUCCAAAUCCCUUUGAAGAAGGUCAAAACAAUAAUUUAAACAACAAAAGGUUGGACGCUGUUGGUCCAGGGUUCUCUCAGUCCUCAGGCAUUGCCUUGUAUUGGGGUCUGUUGAAAACUGGGCUUUCAAUUCCGUGGCGCUUGCUGUUACUUAUUCUGACCCCAGUUCUACAUUGUUUCAGAAAAAAAAAAAAAAAAAAAAAAAACGAUGUGCUGAAACGACAUGUUCUGCUUUAUAGCAUAAAGUUUCCAACGAUCGCAAUUAUUUCUUAAAGGUGAUACACUGUGUCAUUCCCUUUCUUUUUUUUUUUGGUCGUACCUAAGCCAAACCUCAUUUAGGAUGCAGGGAGCUGUAUACUGAACCGAACACUGCCUUUGUUAAACACUGCGAACUUUUUAACUCAAAGAUUUUAAAAAAGGAUUCCAAAAUGUCAACUCCGAGCAGGUUCAAAAAGGAUAAAGAAAUAAUUGCUGAGUACGAAAGUCAAGUAAAAGAGAUCCGUGCUCAGCUGGUGGAGCAGCAGAAAUGCCUGGAGCAGCAGACAGAGAUGAGGGUCCAGCUCCUGCAGGAUCUCCAAGACUUCUUCCGAAAGAAGUCUGAGAUCGAGAUUGAGUAUUCCCGUAAUCUAGAGAAGUUGGCUGAACGGUUCAUGGCCAAGACAAGAAGCACCAAGGACCAUCAGCAAUACAAAAGAGACCAAAACCUAUUGUCUCCUGUGAACUGCUGGUACUUAUUGCUGAACCAGGUGAGGCGGGAAAGCAAAGACCACGCCACGCUCAGCGACAUCUACCUGAACAACGUCAUCAUGCGCUUCAUGCAGAUCAGCGAGGACUCCACAAGACUCUUCAAAAAGAGUAAAGAGAUUACGUUCCAACUACAAGAGGAUUUAAUGAAGGUUCUCAAUGAGCUAUAUACAGUCAUGAAGACUUAUCACAUGUAUCACACGGAGAGCAUCAGUGCUGAAUGCAAGCUGAAGGAGGCUGAGAAGCAGAUUGGGAGGUCAGGAGAUCCCGUCUUCAGCAUCCGCCUGGAGGACAAGCACCAGAGACGCAGCUCAGUGAAGAAGAUUGAGAAGAUGAAGGAAAAGCGGCAAGCCAAAUACUCUGAAAACAAGCUGAAGUCUAUCAAAGCACGGAACGAAUACCUUCUAACUUUGGAAGCGACAAACUCUUCUGUUUUCAAGUACUACGUUCAUGACCUCUCUGAUUUAAUUGAUUGCUGCGAUCUAGGAUACCACGCCAGUCUGAACAGAGCUCUCCGCACCUUUCUGUCUGCUGAAUACAAUCUGGAGACCUCCCGGCACGAGGGCCUGGAUAUCAUUGAGAAUGCAGUGGAGAACCUGGACCCCCGUAGUGACAGGCAGAGGUUCAUGGAGAUGUUCCCCUCUGCGUUCUGCCCACCCAUUAAGUUUGAGUUCCAAUCUCACAUGGGGGAUGAGGUUUGUCAGGUCAGUGCCCAGCAACCCAUACAGCCAGAGCUAAUGCUGAGAUUCCAGCAGUUACAAUCCCGGCUGACUACUCUCAAAAUCGAGAAUGAAGAGGUUAAGAAAACCGCCGAAGCCACACUUCAGACAAUACAAGAUAUGGUGACCAUUGAGGACUACGACGUGUCUGAGUGUUUCCAGCACAGCCGCUCCACUGAGUCUGUGAAAUCGACCGUGUCCGAUACGUACCUCAGCAAGCCCAGCAUCGCCAAGAGAAGGGCGAACCAGCAAGAGACGGAACAGUUCUAUUUCAUGAAAUUUAAAGAAUUUCUGGAGGGAAGCAAUCUCAUCACGAAGCUGCAGGCAAAGCAUGACUUACUGAAAAGGACACUCGGAGAAGGUUACAGAGCAGAGUACAUGACAACCAGGCCUCCAAAUGUUCCCCCCAAACCUGAGAAACAGAGGAAGCCUAGGCCCCGCUCCCUGUUUAAUGCUAAGUUGUUUAAUGGGAACUUGGAAUCCUUUGUCAAGGAGUCGGGACAGGUUGUUCCUCGGGUGGUUGAAAGCUGUAUUCGAUUUAUCAACCUUUAUGGUCUGCAGCACCAAGGGAUUUUCCGAGUGUCAGGGUCACAAGUGGAAGUCAAUGAUAUUAAAAAUUCAUUUGAGAGAGGUAACGAUCCAUUGACAGACGGUGAAAAUAACCAUGAUAUUAACUCAGUGGCUGGAGUCCUGAAGCUCUAUUUCAGAUGUCUGGAAAACCCACUCUUUCCCAAGGAAAGAUUUCAUGAUUUAAUUUCCUGUAUCAGAAUAGAAAAUCUCUAUGAGAGGGCUCUCUACAUCCGCAAACUUCUUAUUACACUGCCGAGGUCUGUCCUCAUAGUGAUGAGAUACCUGUUUUCCUUCCUUAAUCACUUGUCUCAGUACAGUGAUGAAAACAUGAUGGACCCCUAUAAUCUGGCAAUUUGUUUUGGUCCCACUUUGAUGCCCGUGCCAGACAUUCAAGAUCAGGUCUCUUGCCAGGCGCAUGUGAAUGAAAUUGUCAAAACCAUCAUCAUUCACCAUGAAACAAUUUACCCUGAUUCCAAGGAGCUGGACGGCCCUGUGUAUGAGAAGUGUAUGGCUGGGAACGACUACUGCGAUAGUCCCUACAGCGAACAUCGCACCUUAGAGGAGGUCGAUCAGGAUACCGGUACAGAGCCCCACACCAGUGAAGAUGAAUGUGAGCCCAUUGAAGCCAUAGCCAAGUUCGAUUACAUUGGCCGGUCGGCUCGAGAGCUGUCCUUCAAAAAGGGAGCCUCCCUGCUCCUCUAUCACCGUGCUUCUGAUGACUGGUGGGAAGGCAGGCAUAAUGGGAUUGAUGGAUUGGUGCCACAUCAGUACAUAGUGGUUCAGGAUACCGAUGAUACAUUUUCAGAUACACUGAGCCUGAAAGCUGACAGUGAAGCCAGCAGUGGAACAAUGAGCGAAGACAAGUGUUUGUCAAAGGAAAUCAGCUCCCCGCCUGACAGGCAUCCUGACGCCUAUGUUGGCAGACACAGAAAGAGGACAGAUCCUCCCCCACCACGCCGCUCCACGGGCCGCUCCAGCGAGGGUCACUGCAUGAUGCACCCGCCUCACCCCAUGCUGAACACCUCUUUGGAGAUGGGCUCCCCCAACAUGGGUAACCAUGGCAGCCAUGGCAGCCAUCACAGCUCGCGCUCCCUGCUCCACAACCGCAACCUGCCUGUGGACAGCCCUGAGAGGAGGCGCCGCGCCGGUCCAGGCAGCCUCACCAACAUCAGCCGCCACGACUCCCUCAAGAAGAUGGAGAGCCCUCCCAUCCGCAGGUCCACCUCUUCAGGACAGUACCCCGGAUUCAGCGAGCAGCACAAACCCCUAGACCCAGAGAGCAUUGCUCAGGACAUCGAGGAGACGAUGAACACAGCCCUGAAUGAGCUGCGGGAGCUGGAACGCCAGAGCACAGCCAAGCACGCCCCUGAUGUAGUGCUGGACACCCUGGAGCAGAUGAAGAACGCACCCACCCCGGCCACCUCCACCGAGUCCCUGAGCCCGCUCCACAACAUCAUGCUGAAGAGCAGUGAUCCACCAAUGCGUCGCAGCACCAGCUCCUCCAGCGACACCAUGAGCACCUUCAAACCCAUGGUGGCCCCACGCAUGGGAGUCCAGCUGAAACCCCCAGCCUUGAGACCAAAACCAAUGGUUCUUCCCAAGACUAACCCCAGCCAUGGACCUCCCCCUGCUGGCCAAGGUCCUACAGACAAGUCGUGCACAAUGUGAAUCUGAAUGUUACGACUGCACAAUAAAAUGCAGGGACGAUUUAAAUAAAUACAAUUAACUAAAAAAAAUUAUAAAUAAAUAAAAAGCUUAAGGAUCCACAGCGUGGUCAAAACUAAAGGGAUAUUAAGAUAAAUAUUGGUAGUUAUGUGUUUGUAAGCUGUAUUCUUUGAGUGUUAGAAAGUAAAUGUCUCCAAUUAGCUGCAUUUAAUAACAAAGGGCAUUUUUACAUGCUUCUGUAAAAACUGGAUUAUCAUACAGUAUUAUUUGAGGGCAAUAACAAAGACCACAUAGACUUACUUGAAAUAAAAAUAAAUAAAAAAUAAACCUGUAUGCUGCACCGCUAGAUUUUAAAGGGAAAAAAAAAAAAAAAGAGUCAAACGAAAGCAACACAAAUCACAAAGGCUUCCCAUAUUGUAAAAUAAUUUUAAACCAUUAGUUUACAUAAAGGGACUCUGUGCAACAUUCAGAAGCUUGCAUUUCAAAUCAAUGUUAGUUUACAACUUACUUUGAGGGACUUUGGAAGUCUUUGUUGAUUUUUGAAGGCGGACAUUAUCUCUCUGUUCAACACGGUUGUUUUUGUUUUUCGUUCCUUAGGCCUUACUGCCCGGUUGAAACUAUAGCUCCAUCCUUACUGAUAACCACUGCUUAAAGCUGCUGUAUUCAUGUCGGUUGUUUACAUAGGCCAAGAAACAAAGGUGCGACCUUCAGGAGAGGAAGCGCUCAUUUAAAACUCCCUUUUAUUUCAGCUGCAAACAAACCCACUGGUUUGGGUCCUACUGCCAACAGAAAAAGCCUUUUCAGUUAAGUGGUACGUCUAAUUUUCUAUUUAGGCAAAGCAAGCCAUACAACAUAGUCUCUGGGGGUGGUGACACAAAAUUGAGGUCCUUAUAAGGGACCCUACUUCCGUUAAUACUUUUCUCUAGCAGGUGGAAAACUACAUGAGCUGGUUGUUUUUAGUUUUUUUGUUUUUUUUUACAGUAAAUCCCGGUGGAUUUUAAACUGAUAAAACCUCUUUAAUCAUUCAUACGUGCCACUUUCCACUCAAGUACAGCCUCAAAAAUAACAAAAAAGACAGACUGAAAGUAAAAAACAGCUGCCAGGAAAAUCUGGCCCACACUCUUUCUGAAGGUGACACAAUGAGCCUAUGUCACUUAAUCUAAACAGGUACCACACCUUUAAAAUUGCACAAUUUUGUGUGUGUUUAAAUAGCGAUAAAUACAGUACUGGACUGCAUAAUGCUUAUAUAAAAUGCUGUUUACAGAGAUUAUAAUAAUCAUUAGAAAUUAUACGUUUUAGUGGAUGGCCAUUAGAUGCAUUUGUGUAAGUAAAUAGUAGUUUGAUGGUUCUAGGUAUAUUUUAAAAAAGUACAGUGAAAAAAGUGGACAUGUAACAAGGAAGACUGAUACAACUGCAGAUGUACUAAGUGGUAGCUCCCGCACACACCUAAUUCAAUCUGUCCAUACUGUAAUUUGGCUAAACCGCAGUACUGGUAGUUUCCUGCAUUUUGACUGUUACCUAAUUGUGUCAAUGUACAUCUCUAGUAUGUACAUGUGAAAGUGCCUUUAAAAUUUUAGAGGAACUUCAGACUUUGUUCUGUACUGUUGCAUUUUCCAUUUCAAUCCAUACAUUAAUGAACAAGUAGAAAAUAAAUAUAUACAUAAAUAAAGCAAACGAAAGGUAAUACUGUACAGUUCUGGAAAAUGUACUGUUAAUCCAUUGUGCACUUUUAUGUGUAGUACUGUACAUUUUGGCAUGUAGCAUUAAAAAAAAAGUUUCAGCACACAUUGAGGUUUGUUCCUCUUAGUGUAUCUUUCUAAUAAAGGAAAUAGUUCUGUCAGCCUGUGUUUGUAUUUAUUAUUGUAAUGCAUUCGUAGCUAUGUCAGGUCAAGGUUACAUUUUCUGUAUGAAGGUACUGUGUUAUGUUUUUUGGCUUGCAUGUCUAUCAUUGCAACUUCAUCUAGUGACAAUAGAUGGACAGAGCAUGACUUUGAUUGAUGACCUGUUCCCUGCAUAGUUUCCCACAUAAUGAUCUUUUGUGCACAAUUCCAAACAAAACUCAACAUAAGCCCCCUGGAUUUGAUUACAGCAUUUUACUACAACUGUUAAAUCCCACGGAAUUACAUUGGCCAUCUACUUUUAGGAGAAAUCGCAGUAUAACUGCAAAUAGGUGGUUGACGCUGUCCAGGAUGAGUCCCAUGGGAUGCAAAAUGCUCCAUUAAAAUCUAGCUGUGGCUUAAACCAGCGGGGUACAUGUUGAGCAACUCCAUCAUCACAUUGAUAGUUUGAAGACAAAAAAAUGAAUUCAUCCUAAAAUGACCUCGAAGGGGACCUUGUUAUGCUGGGAUACGGUAUGUAACCCUAAGAUAUCCUCCAGCCUUGACUGAAUAUUCUACCCACCUCAAUCUUCUCUUUGCUUUCAUAAUGGUUCUUUUUUCAGGAUAAAGCCAGGUCAACACUCAAACUGUUUUGUAGGCUAACACUGUAGAAUAAAUACAUCGUACAACGAAAUGCGAUUGGCAACAAUGUCUGUCAACAGUUUGCUGUCGGCCAACCAAGUAAAGACCUGUUUUGAUAUGCUGGCAGACAUUUCUUAACUAGCUACAAUGUAUUGAUCAUGCUAAAACACAUUUUUAUUGUGUCGCCAUUUUUCAUUGUGUUUCAUGUUCAUAACAAUGUCCUUAUAGCAGGAUUUGAUGCUCCUACAUAAAAAAAAAAUAUAUUAUUGUUCUGCAAAACAUAUUAUCAUUUCACUGCUAUGAAACUUUAUAAGAAAUAUGGUACUGAUGCAUUUUAUACUAUUAAACUGAGCUUUACAUGUGUGCUAAAUAGAGCGAUUCUGACUCCCCUUAACAAAUGCAGUGCCACUGAAUGACUUUUCAUGACCCCAGAUCUUUUUUUAAAUGGCAGAUUAAUUUCCUCAAUUAAAACAUCUAUUUAUACAAAAUAUCCCUGAGCUCCAGCACUCAAAUUACAGGAGACAUUCUUGACAGCAACCAAGGUUACAGCAA
Molecule: messenger RNA, 7315 nt
Organism: Polyodon spathula (Mississippi paddlefish)
Lineage: Eukaryota; Metazoa; Chordata; Actinopteri; Acipenseriformes; Polyodontidae
Product: SLIT-ROBO Rho GTPase-activating protein 1
Exons: 22
Coding region: 1035-4307 (1090 amino acids)
Biological process (GO): signal transduction; negative regulation of cell migration
Cellular component (GO): cytoplasm
Molecular function (GO): protein binding
Source: RefSeq, a predicted model, not a curated record